Molecule: messenger RNA, 898 nt
Organism: Loxodonta africana (African savanna elephant)
Lineage: Eukaryota; Metazoa; Chordata; Mammalia; Proboscidea; Elephantidae
Gene: FGF8
Product: fibroblast growth factor 8
Exons: 5
Coding region: 1-798 (265 amino acids)
Biological process (GO): dorsal/ventral pattern formation; positive regulation of protein phosphorylation; embryonic heart tube development
Cellular component (GO): cytoplasm
Molecular function (GO): fibroblast growth factor receptor binding; growth factor activity
Source: RefSeq, a predicted model, not a curated record
AUGGGCAGUCCCCGCUCCGCGCUGAGCUGCCUGCUGUUGCACUUGCUGGUUCUCUGCCUCCAAGCCCAGGUAAGGAGCUCUGCGCGGAGGCGGGAGCCGGGUGGGGACGCCGAUUGGCAAAUGUCGGGCAGGGGCAGGAGGACGCACCCUGAGGCCAGGGCGGCAGGGCUCCUUAGAAACCCAACCACGAGCUACCUCGUGGAGGGAGCUGAGGAACAGAGAGGUAGCGCUCUGCCUAAGGUCACACAGCAACAUGUGAGGGAGCAGAGCCUGGUGACGGAUCAGCUCAGCCGCCGCCUCAUCCGGACCUACCAGCUCUACAGCCGCACCAGCGGGAAGCACGUGCAGGUCCUGGCCAACAAGCGCAUCAACGCCAUGGCAGAGGACGGCGACCCCUUCGCAAAGCUCAUUGUGGAGACAGAUACCUUUGGGAGCCGAGUGCGAGUUCGAGGCGCUGAGACCGGCCUCUACAUCUGCAUGAACAAGAAGGGGAAGCUGAUUGCCAAGAGCAACGGCAAAGGCAAGGAUUGCGUCUUCACGGAGAUCGUUCUAGAGAACAACUACACGGCCCUGCAGAAUGCCAAGUAUGAGGGCUGGUACAUGGCCUUCACUCGCAAGGGCCGGCCCCGCAAGGGUUCCAAGACACGGCAGCACCAGCGUGAGGUCCACUUCAUGAAGCGGCUGCCCCGCGGCCACCACACCACUGAGCAGAGCCUGCGUUUUGAGUUCCUCAACUACCCGCCCUUCACGCGCAGCCUGCGGGGCAGCCAGAGGACUUGGGCCCCAGAGCCCCGAUAGGCGCCUGCCCAGCCCCUCCCUGCAACUCCGAACAACGGAGAAUUUCAUCUUGAUGGGAGCAAAAUAAGAGAAACUUGAGCAAGAUGAGAGCUGCGCUGCU